Messenger RNA from Drosophila guanche, 4870 nucleotides. It is a transcript of the gene wwk, whose product is annotated as anoctamin-8. The transcript is spliced from 19 exons. Gene Ontology annotation, cellular component: plasma membrane. Lineage: Eukaryota; Metazoa; Arthropoda; Insecta; Diptera; Drosophilidae. Gene Ontology annotation, molecular function: chloride channel activity. Gene Ontology annotation, biological process: chloride transmembrane transport. The coding region runs from base 361 to 4506 and encodes 1381 amino acids. The record is from RefSeq and is a predicted model, not a curated record.
GCGGCAUUUCCCAGCGUGCAAGCAGGAGCAUUCGGCCUGCUUCCCAACUUACAUUCCAACAAAAACAAAGAAAAGUAAUAUCAAACAGUUUAUUAAUGAAACGAAAUAAUAUACUUGAGCAAUAUGAGCGAGAGAUAGAAUGGCUUUGUGCCUGAGAGAUCAAGUAAACCAAAUGAAAAUGUUCAGCCCUUUUGGCUUGUGGAUUAACUAUUGUUAGUGUGUGGUGUUUUUGGCACAAAUUGUAACACAUUCAAUUGAAAAGCGUCAAACCGAAAACAAAUUUAACAUCCAUCUCACAGCCAAAAAGUACACAAAAAUUGAGUCAAAACAAAUCAGCGAAAUAGUUUUUGGCACAACAGGAUGAGCCAAAGUUUUGAUAGUUCACAUGGAAGUGGAAGUGUAGGACCUAGGUUAGGUUAUCCAGAGCGUCAGUCCUCGGAGGAUGUGCCCGAGUCUACAGCCACAGCAACGACGGAAACAGGAACAGCAACAACAACAGCCGGAGAUGGACAACAAGGAGCGGGUGUCGGAGCUGGAGGUGAGGAUAAUAUUACCGAUGACAAUUUCGAAUCGAAUUUGCGGCGUCGCAAAGGCAAAAUAAUAUCCUGUGCCAAAGAGACCAUUGAGAAUGCUUCCCGCCAUAUUCGCCGCAAAGUUCCCUACGCUGGUCAUUUGAUGACGCCGCGUCGGCUCUGGCUGAAUAAAAUCCCAACACAAUGUGACGUAGUCAUUGAAUUUCCCGAGGAUUCCCCUGACGAGGCACUGCGUUGGCUGCUGGCACGCAUACGCUCCCAACCGCCGGCCGGGCUAGGUCUCCUGGUGCAGGUCAAGGCACAUGAGAGCACGCGACGGAAUGCCUUCUAUGUCAGUGCCCCCGUGAAUGUCCUUUUUAAAGCCGCCGAGGAGGCCCGCCUGCCCAAGCGUCUGCGUCCGGAUCUAGGUAGCGCCCUAAGGGAGUUUACCACCCGCGAGAGCCAUUGUUUUCAGCAGUUGAGAGGUGACGUGGCCAGCACCGCGCUCUUUACCUCGCAGGAGCGUCAGUGGCUGGUGUUGCAGGUGCUGCAGGGCCUGCGUGCCGGCUGCAGUGACAUCGAUGCUCUGCAUGGACGCGCAGCAGUGGCCGAGGGCCAGAGCAUUGUGGCCGCCUGGCAGGAGUCGGGUCUCAUUACACAGGUCUUUCCGCUGCACGAACCAAGGUCGUUGACACAACUUCAGACUCACUGGGUGAAACAAAUAUUUGCACCACAGCCUCUGGACGACAUUGCUGCUUAUUUUGGGGUGAAGGUUGCCCUGUACUUUGCCUGGUUGGGUCAUUACACGUGCGCCUUGGGUGUGCCGGCUAUUUUUGGCACAAUUCUUUACUGCAUUCUCUGGGGCAAGGGUCAAACAGCACAGGACAUGGGUCACGUGCUCUUCUCGCUGUUCAAUGUGGCCUGGGCUUCACUGUAUCUGGAGGCCUGGAAGAGGUACUCUGUGGAGUUGGCCUUUCGCUGGGGUACUCUAUCCACGCCGCCCGAACUACUCGAGCCACCUAGGCCGCUCUACAAGGGCCCUUUGGAGGAGAACAAUGUGACAGGUCGUCUGGAGCCCAAAGAGUCGCCUGCCUGGCAACGUCGAGCCUUUCGAUAUUUGGUUAGCUUUCCCAUUAUAGGAUGCUGCCUCUGUAUGGUCUUUGCUGUGAUGUUUCUCAUGUUGCGCUUUCAGGAUUGGCUGGAUCACCAUAAAAUACCCGAUAAAGGAAUUGCUCAAUGCAUGUAUAAUUUGCACAAGGACUGGUGGGACUCCAAGCUGCCUGAGGAUAGUGUCCUAUGCUGUCUGAGUGUCAUACCAAAAGUACUCCUAGCAGGAGCCAUCACCCUCAUGGAUGAGGCUUACUUUAAGCUGGCUGUGUGGCUCAAUGAUAAAGAAAACUAUCGCCUGCAAUCGAAAUAUGAAAAUCAUUUGAUAGCCAAAGUUGCGCUCUUCCAGUUUGUCAACUCCUUUCUAUCGCUCUUCUAUAUCGCCUUCUAUUUGCGCGAUGAAGAGAAGCUCAAAGAGCAACUGGCUGGCCUGCUCAUCUCGAGACAAAUCAUUGGAAAUCUACGUGAAUCGGCCCUUCCCUAUUUUGUGGAGCAAUAUAAACUGGCCAAAUUGAGUUUCAACAUGUGGGGUGCCCUGAGUCCCACGCAGAAUCUGACACGUAGUUUGGCAGAGGAAUUGGCCACAGCCGAGGCAGAGCUUAAGGCCGAGGCCUCUGGCACGCCCACAAAAACCCAUCAGCAAAGUCAAGAAGCCAGUAAAAGAAAUAUUGGCCAGGCUGAAAUUGAGAGUUCGUUGUAUAAGUACAAUGGCACCUUUUCCGAUCACCUGGAGAUGCUGGUGCAAAUGGGAUAUGUGGUGCUCUUUUCGGCUGCCUUUCCACUGGCUGGUAUGUGUGCGUUGAUCAACAACCUCAUGGAGAUACGUUCCGAUGCGUUCAAGCUGGCACAUGUGCACCAGCGACCGUUUGGACAGCGAGUGGCAAAUAUUGGCACCUGGCAGAAUGCUUUGAGUAUUCUCUCGCUGGCAGCUGUGAUUGUGAACUGUGCCCUGAUUGGACUCUCUGGUCAGGUGUCGAGGCUCUGGCCAGGACUAACCACAGCCCAGACAAUUAUAUUGAUUGUCACACUCGAACACAUUAUGUUGGGGCUGCGGCAGGCACUCACCUGGCUGCUGCCAGAGUUGCCCUCUUGGCUGGCAGCGGAAAUAGCUCGAGCUGAGCAUUGUCGACGGGAAAUGCAAUGCAAGGGCACCUCGCCACGUCCCACCCCGCCGACACCACAAUCGACGACCUCCACGCAGCCGGAACAGGAGGGCUCCCGUGGAAUGUUGCAACCGGAGAGCGGCGCCAACACCACACACGAUCAGUGUAUGGAGAGCCAGGUGGCAGAGGAUAUGCUGCUCUAUGGGCACGAGUUUGCUACCUCCGGCUAUGGGCGCAACAUCGAGGCGGAUGUGAAUAUUUAUGAGAAUCGUGAUUCGUCGCCCGAUUCCCCACCCUCUCAGACCAGCACAAUUCUUAUUAGACCGCUGCACGAGUCAACACCACCGCAUGGAGGCGCCUCCCUUUCCAGUCUGCAUUAUGAUGGCAAUGGAGGAGCUUGUGUUCGAAAAUCUCUGCACUUUAUACCGGAAAUACCACCAUUUCUUGGAUAUUCUGUGCGAAAUCUAAGCGUUAUGACCAAACAACAACAACAAAUCGGAGCAUCCGCCAGCACGCUAGCCCUAAACUCAGCCGCAUUUGCUGCCCGGAUGCAACCGAUACAUUUGCCGGAAAUACCGCCGUUCCGUAAGAAAUCAAGCGACUCUGCCGAUCACACUGGCAGCAGCAACAGUAGCAGUCCCCAGCGUGCUACGAUGCGGCAACUAUCAGCGCAAUAUCAGCCGCAACAGCAACUGCAGCAGGAACAUCAACAGAGGAUCUCGGAGAUACCGCCCUUCAAGACGCGCAAAAUAUCGGCAGAGAGUGCAACACAUUUGACGUUGAGUGACAAGCUACACAUAAAACUCCAUGCACCCGAAUGGAUGUCACGUUUAAAAGUCAACGACAAUGCGAUUCUUCAUAGAAGCAUAGAUUGUAUUGCCAAGGAACUCGCAAACAGUGACAAUACCUCCGAUAUUUUAAAGCCUGCACCGUCGUGGAGCAACGUGGCCCUGAAAACGGGUACUCCGGGAAGCUUGUUGGCCACACCACCUGCCUCGCAGCAACAGCAUCAUAUAGUGGCAUCAUCCUCCUCAUCGUCGGGUGGCGGUGGGAGCGUUUUCAGUACCAGUGGGCUAGGACCUAACGGAGCCUCCGGUAGAAUCAGUAAUUCCCAGUCAAGGCCCAGUGUGGGUGCCCUAUCAAAUUCGUCAUCCAGUUCAUCCCAUAAGCAGCAAAAGAAACUGGAAAAGGAGGAGAAGGAGAGAGAAAAGAAGGAGGAGAAAGAGCGAGGAAGGGAACGGAAGGAGGAGAAGGAAAAGGAGAGGAAAGAGGAGAAAGAAAAGGAGAAGCAAAGGGAGAAAGAACGGGAAAAGGAGAAGGAAAGAGACAAGGAGAAGGAAAAGGAAGAGUCUGCCGCUGCCUCCACAUCAGCGGGCGCUUUAGAUGACGAAGCGAAGGCCGCUGAACUAGCGGCCAAGAAAUCGCGCCUCAAGCAAAAACUGGUGAAAAGUGCGAGAUCUGUGGCAAUAUUCUCGCUAAAACUGAAGGAACGAAGACAGCGGGAGGCUGAAAAGGCAGCCACCAUAGCUGUAGAGCAUGCCAAGGCUCUGGCUAAGCUGCCAAUUCACCAGGCAGUGGGAGGGGAACUAUCUCUUAUACCUAUCGAACAACUGAUUCAAAUUGAGGAUCUCCAACCUGCGAUCAAGCCUUUAACAGCAAACGUAUCCACAACGACAGCACCGACAUCCACAUCGAGCCUGGCAGGCACAUCGAUGCAGCAUCAGCAUCACCAUCAAUAUCAACAGCAGCAGUAUCAUCCUCCACAUCCGCACACAGAUGACUAGACUUCUCAAGAGUUGAAAUUAAUUAGCAGCAGCUGCACAAACACACACAAUCUGUAAAUAGUUUUUCUAUGCACCCUUUACCCCACUCUACCCAUCUAACUAGCAGAGUUCUAGUCAAAGUUACCGUAGGCAAAUUGGCUGCAUGUGUGUCUUAUCCACAAUUGGCAGGAACUAAUUAGCUAAACCAAGUAAAUCUACCAACAAAAGCGGUCAGAUCCAUUUCGAUAUCUUAAAUAGUAUUUUACACUCCACUUUAAUCGAAAUCGCAAAUAUCGUACUCUCCAAAAAAAUCGAGAAGGGUUGUGUGAGAGAGAGAGAGAGAGAGAGAGCUUUUUACGCGUCACAACUUUUAUACCCGGUACUA